Messenger RNA from Setaria italica (foxtail millet), 3624 nucleotides. RefSeq lists its product as uncharacterized. NCBI's taxonomy places the organism in Eukaryota, Viridiplantae, Streptophyta, Magnoliopsida, Poales, Poaceae. Gene Ontology annotation, molecular function: RNA helicase activity; ubiquitin protein ligase activity; nucleic acid binding. Gene Ontology annotation, cellular component: U2-type catalytic step 1 spliceosome; Prp19 complex; cytoplasm. Gene Ontology annotation, biological process: mRNA splicing, via spliceosome; DNA repair. The record is from RefSeq and is a predicted model, not a curated record.
ACGAGUGAAUGUACGGGCCUGAGUGAAGCAGAGGAUGAUGGGAGCUCUGCAGGUGCAGAGCAAUGGCGGCGGUGCUGGCGAGGGGCUCUUAGCUGAUGAUCCUGGGUACGUGGAGGUUGAUACCACGGGGAGGUAUGGCAGCCUGGCAGGGUAAGGCCGACCGGUGCAGCGGUGCUCUUCUUCCUCCUCCUCCUCAGUCCGAUGAGUCGAAACCGGUCGAGGACUUGGAGAUGCAGGAUUCGUCGGGUGAGGAGGAUGAGCCAUGGAGGUAUAACAGCGACGGUGAAGUUUUACCACCUGGCCAGUUGUUAGAUGAUAUGGCGGUCAAGGUGCUAUUUGAGACGCCCUCUGGCUUUGCAAUUUUCCAUUAUGAUGGAUACAAGCUCUGUCACCAAGUUGACUCGGAGGAAAUCUGGGCAGACUUUGUUGAUCCUGAUUCGGCGGCAGACGAAGUUGAUCUUUUAGAAUUUAAAACUUUUGAGAACAAGGUGCACGUGAUUAGUCAAAGUACUGGUGUCAGUAAAGAGCUUGCUACAAUGAUCCGGGAUAAUCUCAAACCUCGUCAGCGGCUAGCUGUUGGAAAUGAGGAUUAUAAAAGUAUCAUUGAAAAGGAAUUGAAUAUAUCCUGUGUGUGUGAUUCUGCUACAGCGGAGUUGAUGUGGGGCUUAAAGAUUCAGAUGCAGUCUUUACUGCCUCCAGAAAACUCAGAUCUGAGGAACGAGGAUUACUUCCCAAUGAGCACAGGAAUGUAUCGUUUCCUGAAGGGGCAUAAGAUUGAUGUUGAACCAGAUAUGAUGGUUACUAGACGUGUUAUUAAGUUGGCAUCCCUCAUGUUUGAAUGUGAUUGCCGUGUUAACGAAAGUAGAAACACCUUGCACUCUGUUGCUGCGCACAUUAAGAAAAUAUCUCGCAUUAAUACUGAGGAUUGGGAUUUACACAAAAUUGCGGUCGCGCUCAAGAUUAUAUGUUGCCCUGAAGAAAACAAUGCCGCUACCCAACAGUGGUUUUCAACACAACAUUUGAGGAAGCUUAAGUUUGAUGCACCUAAGUACAAAAUGUUCUUGAAGGAGGCAUCCUUGGCACUCUAUGAUGAAGUGCACCAUCACUGUGAUCUUAGGUUUAAGGCGGGUCAAGAGUUGACCCGUUUGAUCAAACUGGCCAAAAAGGUUGAUGUUGAGCAACCACGUGAAGCUGCUAUUGAUCAAGAUGAUCUUGAUGGGAAGAAGAUUUAUCCUGAUAUUGACCCUGCCAUCCUUGAUGAACUUAAAGAGUAUGGUACUGUGAUAUCAGCACGUCGUCUGGAAAGACAGGUUCCCCCAACUCUGGCACGGGUUGAUGAACUUGAGAGAUAUACUCAGAUCUCCAGCCAUCCUCUUCACAUGAUGAACAAACCAGGCAUUUUAUCUAUGGACAUCCAUCCUUUGAAGGACAUUGUUGCAACUGGGGGUAUGGAUACAAAUGCAGUACUCUUUGAUCGGCUGUCCGGUCAAAUUUUGUGCACGCUUACUGGUCACUCAAAGAAGAUAACCAGUUUAAAAUUUGCUAAUCGGGGUGAACUCAUCGUAACUGGAUCAGCAGAUAAGACUGUUCGCAUUUGGCAAGGGAGCGAGGAUGGAAACUAUAGCUGUAUCCAUACACUGAAAGAUCAUGCUGCAGAGGUUGAAGCUGUUAGAGUUCAUGCGACUCAGAAGUACUUUGUGACUGCUUCCAAGGAUAAUUGGCGCUUCUAUGAUGCUUCAACAGGAUCUCGCCUGACACAGGUUGGUGUUGAGGCUUCUGGACAAGAGGGUUAUACAUCUGCAUCAUUCCAUCCAGAUGGUCUUAUCCUUGGAACUGGAACUACUGAUGGUUCUGUCAAAAUUUGGGAUGUGAAGACUCAGUCAAAAGUUGCAAAGUUUGAGGGGCAUGUCGGACCAGUCACUGAUAUGUCGUUCUCUGAAAAUGGUUACUUCCUUGCAACUGCUGCUCUUGAUGGUGUCAAGCUUUGGGAUAUUCGGAAACUAACAAGAAAUUUCAGCACCUUUUCUCCCUAUGAUUCAGACACACCAACCAAUGCUGUGGAAUUUGAUUUUAGUGGAUGCUAUCUUGCUGUUGGUGGCUUGGAUACAAGAGUUUGCCAAGUAGCAAAUGCUAUGAUCGAAUGGAAUGUUAUCAGGGUGCUACCUGAUCUAUCAGGGAUAGGGAAAGUAACUUCUGUGAAGUUUGGAACCGACGCUAAGUACAUCGCAGUAGGUUCAAUGGACCGAAACUUACGGAUAUUUGGGCUCCAAAGCUGCCAGCCGGCCACCCAGGACAAAACUGUGUUCUCCAUGCCAGUAUUGGCACCAGAGGGGUCCCAGUUUGAUGCUAAGCAAUAUGACAACAAGUCGAAGGAGCUAUUGCAGCAAGGUGAUACUGAAGAAUUCUUGUCGUUGUAUGACAAAGUUUGCGAAAGUUUUGACCACAUGGGGCUUCAAGAGAACCUUCUGAGAGGCAUUUAUGCGUAUGGUUUUGAGAAGCCAUUAGCUAUUCAGAAAAGAGGAAUCGUUCCCUUCAUCAAGGGGCUUGAUGUGAUUCAGCAAGCCCAAUCUGGAACGGGAAAAACAGCUACAUUCUGUUGUGGAGUUUUACAACAACUUGAUUAUGGGUUUGUUGAGUGCCAGGCAUUGGUUCUUGCUCCGACCCGUGAGCUCGCACAGCAAAUUGAGGAGGUCAUGCGUGCUAUUGGGGACUAUUUGGGUGUCAAAGUGCAUGCCUGUGUCGGUGGAACAUCUGUCCUUGAGGACCGAAGGGUUCAUGCUAGCGGCGCGCAUGUUGUUGUGGGAACACCGGGGUGUGUUUUUGAUAUGUUGCGCAGGCAGUCCCUCUGCCCGGAUCACAUUAAGAUGUUUGUUUUGAAUGAAGCUGAUGAGAUGCUCUCUCGUGGUUUCAAGGAUCAGAUCUAUGCUAUUUUCCAGCUUCUUCCUUCAAAGAUUCAGGUUGGUUUGUCCUCUGCUACCAUGCCUCUUGAGGCCCUUGAGAUAGCCCACAAGUUCAUGAACAAGCCCAUCAAUAUUCUUAUAAAGAGAGAUGAGCUCACCCUCGAGGGUAUCAAGCAAUUCUACGUCAAUGUGGAGAAAGAAGAUUGUAAGCUCGACACCCUAUGUGACCUGUAUGAGACCCUGACCAUCACCCAGUGUAUCGCCAUAUUCGUGAACACCUGCUGUAAGGUGGACUGGCUCGCAGGCAAGAUGAUGAGCAGGGGCCAUGCCGUCUCUGUGCACGGUGACAUGGACAAGGAAACCAGGGACGUUAUCAUGAGGGAGUUCAGCUCUGGGUCCUCCCCUGUGCUCAUCACCACCGACAUGCUUGCCCGUGGUAUCAACGUCCAGCAGGUAUCUCUGGUCAUCAGCUACGAUCUGCCAACCCAGGCGGAGAACUACCUCCACCGCAUUGGCCGUAGUGGUCGGUUUGGUAGGAAGGGUGCUGCCAUCAACUUUGUCACCCGUGAGGACGAGUCGAUGCUGUGUGAUCUCCAGAGGUUCUACAACGCGACCAUCGAGGAGCUGCCAGAAAAUAUCGCUGACCUUUUCUAGGAUUGUGUCCUAGGAUAAAACUGCUUAGUCGUUGUAUAUAGAAGUUUAUUUUAGUCAUCGGCAACUUUUG